GUGGGGAGCGCCGGGAGGGACAUGCCCGGGGGUCCCGCCUGGCGCGGGGGCUCCCCGGUCUCCUCCGAUCUCACCGCGCCCUUCACUGCUGCAGGGAACCAGGAGCGCGGCUGGAACGACCCCCCCCAAUUCUCGUACGGGCUGCAGGCGCAAGCCGGGGGCUCCCGCCGGACCCCGCUCACCCGCCGGGCCCCCGCCCCGCCCGCGGGGGCACCCCCAGGUGCCUCCCCGGACCCACCCAGUGCCCCCGCAGACCCCGCAGCGCCGCCGCCCCGGGCGCCGGGGCCCCCGCGGGCCGAGGGCCGGCCGAGCGCGGCGCGCCCGGAGCAGGAGGAGUGCAGCGUGUCCGCCGACACCGUCCUCGCCCCGCUGCGGGCAGCCCUGGACUCCUGCCGGGACACGGUGCAGAAACAAGUGUGCAAUGACAUCGGGCGGCGGCUGACAGUGCUGGAGGACGCGUGGGCUCAGGGGAAGCUGUCGGCACCAGUGAGGAAGAGGAUGAGCCUCCUGGUGCAAGAGCUUCAGCAGCAGCACUGGGAUGCAGCUGAUGAGAUCCACCGCUCGCUUAUGGUGGACCACGUGAACGAGGUGAGCCAGUGGAUGGUGGGCGUGAAGCGCCUCAUCGCUGAGACGCGGGACCUGCCCACCGGAGAGGCGGACGGCAGCGCUGACACCGAGCCCGCGAGUGAGCCCGCGAGUGAGCCAGAGCAGGAGGAGCCCUGACACCAGGCUCACCACUGUGAGCGGGCAGCCCCCGCCCAGGGCCACCGGCAAGAACAGGGCCCCUGCUGCUGGGGCACCCCCUCUGCCUCCCAAUCCUCAUCCAGGAAAAGGGGAUUUUAAUCAUUGCGACAUUUUAGUGGCGAUUCAUUAUGUUUAAUAAACAGCACCAACCUGA
This is a messenger RNA of Ficedula albicollis (Collared flycatcher), 898 nucleotides long. RefSeq names its product steroid receptor RNA activator 1 (gene SRA1). The record is from RefSeq and is a predicted model, not a curated record. Bases 22 to 723 code for a protein of 233 amino acids. Lineage: Eukaryota; Metazoa; Chordata; Aves; Passeriformes; Muscicapidae. The transcript is spliced from 5 exons. Gene Ontology annotation, cellular component: nucleus. Gene Ontology annotation, biological process: regulation of transcription by RNA polymerase II.